Scophthalmus maximus (turbot) is the source of this 6936-nucleotide messenger RNA. RefSeq names its product protein argonaute-3. Gene Ontology annotation, molecular function: protein binding; RNA binding. Gene Ontology annotation, biological process: regulatory ncRNA-mediated gene silencing; regulation of stem cell proliferation. The record is from RefSeq and is a predicted model, not a curated record. The coding region runs from base 464 to 3100 and encodes 878 amino acids. The transcript has 20 exons. Lineage: Eukaryota; Metazoa; Chordata; Actinopteri; Pleuronectiformes; Scophthalmidae.
GGCAGUGAGGAAGCGAGAGGGCGGUGUAAAGUGCAGAUCUCAGACCGGUUUCUCGCCGAUACCGAGCAGGACGCCGGGGCCAGUGAACCUCCCUCUCCGCUCAUAUCAGCGUGUUGAAGAAGAAACACCGGACUGUCACGUCGACGCACACAGCCGACCGGCCAGCGACACGGAGAGGAACUGCGACGGACGGCGGCGACGACGACGCUGUUUUUUCAACUUCGAGCUGCUUGUCAGUUGCGGGGGGGCGGGGGGGCGGAGAGAGAGAGAGAGAGAGCGACUUUCCAGCCGAGGGGACCCCGAAGCGGCCCGGGUGCACAUCUUCCGCCUCUACGGAAGCCGGAGGAGCCGCGCAGGGGGAGCGGCGGUGUCGGCCACUGGAAACUCGAGGGGAGGUUUGAAAUCCACGCAGAGGCGGAAUUUAAUCGCCGGGUGCCGGGUCAUCCGGACAGAGACCUCAUGAAUGGAAAUCGGAACAACAGGAGCCGUUGAAGCCCAAGCCCUGUUUGCGUUGCCACGGCGACCUGGCUAUGGCACCGUUGGGAAGCCCAUCAAGCUUCUGGCCAACUGCUUCCAAGUGGAAAUCCCCAAAAUUGACGUCUACCUGUAUGAAGUGGACAUCAAACCUGACAAAUGUCCGCGCAGAGUCAACAGGGAGGUGGUGGACUCCAUGGUUCAGCAUUUCAAGGUGACCAUCUUCGGUGACCGGCUGCCAGUUUACGAUGGGAAGAGAAGCCUCUACACUGCUACCCCACUUCCUGUCGCCACCAGUGGGGUGGAUCUGGAUGUCACCCUUCCGGGUGAAGGUGGGAAGGACCGCCCGUUUAAAGUCAGCAUCAAAUUUGUGUCGCUGGUCAGCUGGCACAUGCUGCACGAGGUCUUGACAGGGCGCGCUGUCGCCGAACCCGUGGACCUGGAGAAACCCAUCAGCACUAAUCCCGUUCACGCCGUUGACGUCGUCUUGCGACACCUCCCCUCCAUGAAGUACACACCUGUGGGACGAUCUUUCUUCUCCUCCCCAGAGGGCUACGACCACCCACUAGGUGGAGGGAGAGAGGUUUGGUUCGGUUUCCAUCAGUCCGUACGGCCAGCCAUGUGGAAAAUGAUGCUCAACAUUGAUGUGUCAGCCACAGCCUUUUAUAAAGCCCAGCCAGUCAUUCAGUUCAUGUGCGAGGUCCUGGACAUUCACAACAUUGAUGAGCAGCCCCGCCCGCUCACUGACUCCCACAGGGUCAAGUUCACCAAAGAGAUCAAAGGUCUUAAAGUGGAAGUGACACACUGUGGAACCAUGCGUAGGAAGUACAGAGUCUGCAAUGUAACACGACGCCCUGCCACCCUCCAGACGUUUCCGUUGCAGCUUGAGAAUGGUCAGACAGUUGAACGCACGGUGGCGCAGUACUUCAGGGAGAAAUACAAUCUGCAGCUGAAGUAUCCCCACCUGCCUUGCCUGCAGGUGGGCCAGGAGCAGAAACACACCUACUUGCCCCUUGAGGUGUGCAACAUUGUUCCUGGACAGCGCUGCAUUAAAAAACUAACAGACAACCAGACGUCGACCAUGAUCAAAGCAACAGCCCGCUCUGCACCAGACCGACAGGAGGAAAUCAGCAGGCUGGUGCGGAGUGCAAAUUACGAGUCCGACCCGUUUGUCCAGGAGUUUCAGUUCCGGGUGCGAGACGAGAUGGCUCAGGUGACAGGUCGCGUCCUGCCGGCCCCCAUGCUGCAAUACGGCGGCAGGGUGGGCUCCGAACCAUUUAUGUCCCAGCAGAUCAACCCUGCACUGUCGUUCCAGAACCGCACAGUGGCCACACCCAGCCACGGGGUGUGGGACAUGAGGGGGAAGCAGUUUCACACCGGAGUGGAGAUCAAGAUGUGGGCCAUCGCCUGCUUCGCCACCCAGAGGCAGUGCAGAGAAGAAAUCCUCAAGAGCUUCACUGACCAGCUGCGGAAAAUCUCAAAGGAUGCUGGGAUGCCAAUCCAAGGCCAGCCGUGCUUCUGUAAAUACGCCCAGGGAGCCGACAGCGUGGAGCCCAUGUUCAGACACCUGAAGAACACCUACGCCGGGCUACAGCUCAUCAUUGUUAUCUUGCCUGGGAAAACGCCUGUCUACGCUGAGGUGAAGCGGGUUGGCGACACCCUCCUCGGGAUGGCCACCCAGUGUGUUCAGGUGAAGAACGUUGUGAAGACGUCCCCUCAGACCCUCUCGAACCUCUGCCUCAAGAUCAACGUCAAACUGGGAGGAAUCAACAACAUCCUGGUUCCGCACCAACGGCCCUCAGUGUUUCAGCAGCCUGUCAUCUUCCUUGGGGCUGAUGUCACUCAUCCUCCAGCAGGUGAUGGGAAAAAACCAUCUAUCGCAGCGGUGGUGGGCAGUAUGGACGCCCAUCCCAGCAGGUACUGCGCCACAGUGCGGGUGCAGAGGCCCAGACAGGAGAUCAUUCAGGACUUGGCCUCUAUGGUGCGAGAGCUCUUGAUCCAGUUCUACAAAUCGACCCGCUACAAACCAACCAGGGUCAUUUUCUACAGGGACGGAGUGUCGGAGGGCCAGUUCAGACAGGUGCUAUACUAUGAGCUGCUGGCGAUCAGGGAGGCCUGCAUCAGUCUGGAGAAAGAUUACCAGCCGGGGAUAACCUACAUCGUCGUACAGAAACGCCAUCAUACACGCCUCUUCUGUGCAGAUCGCAACGAGCGGGUUGGACGAAGUGGAAACAUUCCUGCAGGCACCACAGUGGACACAGACAUCACCCACCCCUAUGAAUUUGACUUUUACCUCUGCAGUCACGCUGGCAUCCAGGGUACGAGUCGGCCCUCCCACUACCACGUUCUGUGGGACGACAAUUGUUUCACCGCCGAUGAGUUCCAGCUCCUCACCUACCAGCUUUGCCACACCUACGUCCGUUGCACUCGGUCCGUUUCCAUCCCCGCGCCGGCCUACUACGCCCACCUGGUGGCCUUCCGCGCCCGCUACCACCUGGUCGACAAAGAGCACGACAGUGCGGAGGGCAGCCACGUCUCAGGGCAGAGUAACGGCCGGGACCCUCUGGCACUGGCCAAAGCUGUUCAGAUCCACCACGACACAUUGAGGACCAUGUACUUUGCCUGAACCACCCCCUGCCCCUCGCCACAUCCCUCCACCUCUCUCCGCCUCCCAGCCAGUCUUAAGGUCCGACUCCGCGCUGGUGCAGCUUUGGUCACUGGAAUGCGACGGUGACGGCGGCAGCUACUGCAGACUGCGUAAGGAUGAUAGAAGCCAGAGAGGAGUCACAGGCACAUUUAUGCAAUUUUAAAACCAGCCAAUUGUUCCUGUGCUCCUGCCCGUACAUCCCUCUUUCCUUUGCUGUAUUUAAAUCAUGACAAAUUCUUUUUCUUUUUCUUUUUUUUUUUCUUUUACAGCAACUCAAACUUUUGUUUUGCAGGGAUAUUUUUUGUGUGUGCUUGAAUAAUGGCGGAGCAGGUGGGAAUAUACAAACUGAUGAUUCUUUGGUGCAUGGGUGGGAAUGAAGCCGAACCAGUGAGGACCUGACGUGCUCUGUAGCCUCAUGUUGAGCCUAAUGUUGCUGGUUUAAAUUUGUUGACAGUUUUACUUGUUUGUUUGUUUUAGCCUUCUAGAUGCUGUACGUGUUUGUCUGUCGAGCAAGUGUGUGUGCGACCGCAAUAGCAAUACGUUAGUCAAGGUUUUUUUUCUUCUUUGCGAAAAUGGCCCGCUGCCUUCAUGCUUAACUCUUCUGCCUCCCUUUAAUUCAGUGGUUCCUCACGGUCUUUCAGCCACACAGUAAGAAUCCUAACCAACACUGACACUGAAUGAAAUCUUUACGUAUUUAAAAAAAAAGAAAAGCCACGUUCAGACAGUGUCUCAGCGGCGUUGUCUUGUAUCGCUUGUUGCCUUACUCUGAGGCGAGGUGCAUGAAGACGACUGUUAGAAAACGAUGUCACGGCCAGGAAAUGGACAAUUUUAAACUUUUCAAGUCGUAAUACGAGUCGGUACAGUGUGUUAUACCAAAUGUUUGUUGUGUGUUUUAUUUCUCUUGCUAUUUAUGAAGUUUUUUUGUCCUUUUUAAUUUUUUUAGAUUAACAUAUUAACAUAUUCAGCAAUAGAACAGACUAGACAGAUUAUAUCUUCUGACAACAACACACACUUUGGAUUUUUUCCCCUCCCAGUUUUUUUUUUUUUUUUUACUUAAACUGACCAAUGCAGUUGUCAAGAACUCCUUCAGUGCAAUAAGGUGUUGAUGCAGAGAGAACAGGUUCAGUGCUGAAUGUUUUCGAUGAGUAUUUGUGUGCUAAAACGGCUUGUUAUGAGUGACUUUUGGCAUGUGACGAUGAUGAUGAUGGAAUGUAAAAUAUUUGACAUUCUCGAGAACAAGUAGGGAUCGGUGCGGAGCAGUCGGGACGUUUGACGGUAUUUAUGAGAAAGUAAUCAAAGUGCCUAAUGUGGUUCGAUGAGUGAACUGUCUGUCGGAUGGGAGGGUUUUAAUCGUAUGUUGGUUUGGUGUGUGUCCUCACGCGCAGUCGAAGCCUUUAUAUCCAGACCCCACAGUGUCUGUCGUCGGGUAGAAUUUCUAGAGCUGUAGCACCACGCUCGAUACAUUAUUUCGUUGAUUGAAAGAAAAUUCAUUAGCAACUGUUUUGAAAUUCGUUUACUAAUGUCAGAAAAUUUGACAGUUUUUCUGAGUAUAUCUUAAUAUUUUUGGUGGAAACAAUGCCAUCGUGCAGCAAGGGACAGUUGGGAACACUGUCAGCUUAGCAAUCGGGGUUUUUACAACCAAAUAAAUAACAUAACUCCAACAUUUUAAAUUUCAUCGAUACCUUUUGCUCAUUGUUGCCAGAAUUUCAGAAACGGUGCUGCAUGAUGUUUUUGAUGCUCAACCCUUGAGAUUGUAGUCUUUCAUGACCUCGCAGUGUAGUUUCAUACGGAAGAAGCCUUCAUUUUUCAUCACUUGGACCAAACCAAUGUGCCUGGUCAGGGUGAAGGUGUAGGACUUUGUGGGUGUGUGUGUGGUCACUCUUACAGGCUUUGUACUGCUUAACCACGCUAGCCACAUGUCACCAGAAACCAACUUUAGCUGCUAUAUUUAAUAUCUCAUCAGAUACACGUAGAUUAAAUAUAUUGAUAAAGAGAGACUGAAGAGGAUAUUGUAUUUUACGGCACUUAAAAAGAAAGCUGCAUGCGUUUGUGGUUGAUACGAAAUGCUAUAAGAGGUUUUGCCUGGUGAGAUAUUAUUCGCUCUCUAACUCUUAUCAAAGUUCGGAGCUGCUCACAGCAAGAACAUUUUUAAUAAGAACAACAUCAGAGCAGAUUGUUUCCCUUCCGUGUUCGUUGUCAAGUGGAAGCAGUUUCUUAUCAUCAGACAUUACCAGCAUUUGAUUUUACUUGAAUAGUUUUAGUAGUUGUGGUUGUUUAACGUUUGUUGGCUUGUGUUCUGCUUGUUUUUGGAAAGUUUAUAUCUAUAUAUAUAUAUAUAUGUAUAGAGAGAGAGAGAGAGAGGGAGAGAGCCUUAUUAUAGAAAUCCAUUUUCCUGUCAUGAUGCCACUGACGGUGUCGGCCUGAUGUACCUUUCCCCCUCAAAAAUAAAAGCAUUUUAAACUCUGAAUAUAUGUAAAGAUACUAAUGUAAUGCACACACCACUUAUUUUUUCUAACAAAGUCCUAUUUGAAGCAGCAGAGGCCUCAUAGCUGUAUUGAAUAAUGGAGCUUUUUAAUAGUCGUAGUGAUAAUUUUUUCCCAAAUUUAACAAUGCAAUACUUUUGUGAAAAGCAACACUGUGUGUGUGUUCGCUGCUUUGUGGAGACUGUCGGGGCGUCGUCGCACAGAUGAACCGUCAACCCUCCUCUGUGAAGACCUGCCACCACUCUGUUAUGUUUUAAUUUUUUACAUUUUAUCAUCUCCAUAGCUAAUCAAAGAAGCUAAAGAUCCCCCCCACCCCUUUUUUUUUUAUACAUUAUUCACGAACGGAGGAGGAGGGUUGAAAGUUCAUCCUUAGACUGAUGUGUCUGUUAACAGACUGUGCCUUUCCUGAUGGUGCUGAAACAAAAAUCAAAGAAAUCCUCAAAUUCAGAAAAGGGGCGCUGGGCCCCGAGUCUACAAUGAUAAGUAUAUAUUGAUACAUAACAAUACUGUAAGGUGUGUGUGUGUGUGUGUGUGUAUAAAUUUGUGUGUGUGUGUGUGUCUGUCUGUCUGUCUGUCUGUACCUCUGACAUAUGCCAAGAACACAGAAUAUGCAGAACUGAUCAGUUUGGAGCUGACAGGACCAAACAGCCUGUGGGGAUCAGUCAGAGUAGACGGGCACUUUCAAGCACAACCCAAACUUAACAUUUCUGGAAAAUAAAAAAAUUGUGGAACAGUCAUGACUCUUUAGGAGUUGCUCAGUGUAGAUAUUAUGUAGCAUUAUUUAUUUAACUUUUAUUAUUCUAUCGGGACAUGACACAACCCCGUUCUUACUGCCUUGGAAACCUUUGGCGUUUUAAUUUACAGUACGUGUUCAUUCUUUCUCAAUUGAACGGCAGUAAUGAAGCAUCAUAAAUCUGUGGUUUGUCUGGCCAAACAUCCCCUCUGCUGCGCAUGUCCCUGUCAAACACAAGGUUUUUAGUUCUUCAUUUUAUUUUAAUGUGAAAUUCAGACGUUUACAGACUCGGGACAGUUCUCUGUUUGAGUUGUUACUCUACGAGUGCCCGUCUCCAAUGUUGAGGUAUUCCCCCACAAAGUAGACAUCUUUAAAAACACCCCUGUGGUCGGCUGCGUAUCAUCAUAGUGAUAUAUAAAAAUCAUGUUUGGGUGUCACAGUAUAUUAUUAUUAUUAUAUGUGCUAUAUUUGUGUCACUUUUAGAAGUAAAAACUUUUUUUCUUUCUGUCUUAACACUCAUCUGAUCCUGGUCGUAAGUUGAGCCUUUUUAUUUGGUUGUCAUAUUUAAUUUUUUUGAAUAAAUACUCUAUGUUAUGAAA